Messenger RNA from Suillus paluster, 234 nucleotides. RefSeq lists its product as uncharacterized. The transcript has 2 exons. The record is from RefSeq and is a predicted model, not a curated record. NCBI's taxonomy places the organism in Eukaryota, Fungi, Basidiomycota, Agaricomycetes, Boletales, Suillaceae. The coding region runs from base 1 to 234 and encodes 77 amino acids.
AUGCGUCUCAACAACUUCCUCCAGGGUCGGUACGGCGCGAAGGCCGCCGCUCACUUCACCUACGAGGAAACAAGUAGCGGCCCACAGAACAACACUGUGUGGACUGGCACUUAUUUAAUCGACGAUAUGACAUACGGUCAUGGGACGGGGACGAACAAGAGGGCUGCAAAGGAGGCAGCUGCUCAGAGAACUAUCCAACUGUUAGAGGCCGAGGGGUUUACUAUUCUCAAUUGA